Molecule: messenger RNA, 1245 nt
Organism: Penicillium digitatum Pd1
Lineage: Eukaryota; Fungi; Ascomycota; Eurotiomycetes; Eurotiales; Aspergillaceae
Source: RefSeq, a predicted model, not a curated record
AUGAGUCAUGCAAAUAUUACACUAUGGAUUCGAGACAUUGCGAGUGAUCUCGAGUCCGUUCCAAGUACCUUUUCCAGCUGGGACAGAUGUAUGGCCAAAUCGUAUUGCAAGCGCAGAGACAAAACGCCUAGACACUUUGAUGACCCUCCGUUCCACCAGCCUCCACCACCGGCUCCAAAUCCGGUCUACCAGGCGCCACCAGCCCCACCCGCAUAUAGUGGUGCGCAACAGACUGCGCAUUUUGAUGCGCCCAAGUUUCCGGAUUCUCAUAUCAAUGAGGACGCCCUGCCUGAGAUGCCUACCUGGGCCGGUGCCGUUGACAAGCGUGUUGAAUGCCCAAAUAAUCAUGGCGACGUCGAACUGGAGCCAUUGAAUCCCCCAGACUUAAGGCGUUCUGCCGGUACCUCUGGUGCCGCUUACUCGGACUAUUCACCCAACCUAGCCAUCGGCGCGGCUGUCGUAGGAUACGGCGGAUCUGGGCCUACCGAUCCACGUGCACGACGGUCUCCUGGCCCAGUAGCAGCAUUGGAUUACAUCCAAGACCCCUAUGGUCAUCAUUCGGCGGGCAUGCCUUCCUCCGGGGCGGUGUUUGAUCCUUAUGGGAGCAGAUCCCCGGGCUCGGUGGCACUUGCUACCCAGGACCCAUACGGAAGACGUUCGCCCGGCCCAGCAGCAGCGUGGACUGUCAGUCAAGAUCCGUACGGGAGGCGCUCGCCGGGUAUCUCAGCCCUAGCACCUAACUAUGGCGCCGCAGCGCACGACCCCUACGGUUCGCGCUCUCCCGAUACACCAAUCCACGCCCCUUACGAUCAGCAACUAAACCAAGCCUCCUAUGACGACCACUCCUAUGGCGCAGGAAAUGGCUACCACGUCGUGACCGCACCCUCGCCCGUGACUGCAUACAAGCCGCACACUAACUACAGCCCCGUGCCAAUGGCCUUCUCUUCAUCUUCGGAGAGAGAUCAUUCCACGGCCGCGGCCCCAGCACCAGGCUUUCAGCGCCAGCCUUCUUUCGGCUCUAGCCAGCAUCCCCCAACACAUACCUCCCAGCCUUUAUAUCGCGCCUUCUCCCCCGGUGCUCCUUCCUCGUCUCCUCAUGCUUUCUCGGUUUCCUCGCCUUCAGGGUACACGACCUAUAACCCUCACGCGAAUGCGACCCCCAUGCCCUAUCCCGAAAACACCAGGCCUCCCAGUCUGCUGCAAAGCGGUAAAAGGCCCACGGUCAAUACUUCUAGCAAUCUUUGA